UUGUAGAAAAAACAGGCUUUCUUCUUUUCAGUCUUGUCAGUUUUACGGAAAAAGUGAAAAAUUGCUUCAAGAAAAUCUGUAGUGGAAUAUUUGGGUACUUGAAAAAAUAAUUUGAUGUGCCACAUUGUCCCAAUUGCAUCGUUAAUUUCAUGUUUAACUGAUGCUUGUAUGCUGUAGAAAUCUGCGAAGAAGAGAAUGUUAAAGUGUAAUGAAACAUUAAGUCCUUAUAAAUUCGGUGUUUGUUUGUUCGAAAUGAUGCAAAGAAAUAAUUCAUACAAAGACAGUACAGUGGUGUAUAAAAAACAAAAAGUGCGAAAAAAGUGCAACAUUAAAACAUGUCGCGAGCAAGUAGUCAGUCAGUCAAAUAAAUUAAUAGUUAUUUGAGAAUAAUUUUCAAAGCAAACAGUGUCCAUGUUGUACGAAAAAUGAAGCAAAGGAACGUUGGCAAUAAACACAAAUUUGAACAAACAUGGAUUCGGAGGACUCUCGACCUGCAUCGUCUGCAUCAAACUCAUCAUCGAAUUCAUCGCACAAUUCUGAGCAAUCACACCCUUUCAACAAUUCAGAUGAAAAGCCAAGAAGCCCAGAAGACACAAACGAUGCUGCAGCUAGUCCCGCCAGUAGCUCUAGAAGUAGACAAUCACGCCGCUCUCGAUCAAUGAAUGGCGGUUCACAACGCUCACAAUCGAAAUCCGAUUCUGAUUCGUCAUCUUCGUCCAUGAGUGAUAAUGACGAUGAGGAGCCAAAUUUUGACAACGCCCAGGCGGCGCCAUCGCCUAGUAUGGAGCCAGAAAAGGCUGAAAAUGAAACGACAAGACAGUCUUCAGAGUCGCCUAGACGAAGCGCUAGAGGAUCGAGAUCUAGAUCGGCAUCUAGUUCUUCCUCCAACCCCAGCAGGAAUAACAGCGAGGAACGUCACCAUCAGGCAUCCGAAAUGAACUUAAGUCACGAAGAUCUAAGCGACGUCAGCGAUUUGGAGAGUGAGAAGCGCACUUCUAUCUUCAACAAUAGUAAACAAUCGGUUGACGAUGACAGCACGAAUGGCGUAAUGGAUGAUGGCCUAUCGAAAGAUAAAAUGAAUAACGAAGACUCCAAAUCCCAUUCGCCAAUAAUGGACUUGCGCCAAAAACUAGAAAAGAUGAAAAGCCAAUCUAACGAGGCCGAAAACAAUGCAGCCCAAAACGAGACAGAAGGCAAAGCAUUAAACGGCAAAGGCAUGGUUGGGGAAUCCUUGGAAGAUCUAGUUAAAACUCAUGACGAUGAUGCCUUGGACUUUGAGGCGGAAGAGGGAGAAUGUAAUGAUGUGAGUAAAGAUGACGAAAAAUCAGAAGAUAAAGCAAAGACGAAAUCGAGCGAAAAACAGUCUUCCCCAAAGAAGAAUGAUGGCGAGGAAGAAGAGUUGGAGGAGGGAGAGGUUUCCGAUGAGGACGAAAAGCGCCCUGAGGAAACAGAACCCAAGCCGGUAUGCAGGUUUUACACCAGAGGCCAGUGCACGUGGGGAAUGAGUUGUCGAUUUCUUCAUCCUGGCGUUACGGAUAAAGGGAAUUAUACUAUGUUUGAUCUGGUGAGGCCUGUGCCAUUGCUGCAAGGUGGCAGCGUUACUGGCAAUAGGCCAUCCGGGUACAAUUUGCAUACUCCCGACUAUCAUGAUUAUCGAACAGAACGUCCAUCACUACAUCACAGAAGUGCUAUACCUCAUACGCCGGCUGUAUUCGCUCCAGCUCACGAGGCCCGACCAGCAGCAAGCGAAGGUCCAGUUGUAGUUGAAAGUGCUUGGGAACGUGGUCUGCGAACGGCCAAAGAAAUGAUGAGGAAAGCCAAUAAGAGAAAAGAACAGGAUAUGGACUUUGAGGAUAAGAAGAUGCAUUUGACUUUAUCGCCCGACGAGUUGGAAAAGGAUCCUUACUAUGCAAAGGAUAGAUUAUCGCCAGCGGAGGCUGUUCGCCACCCCAUAUAUCCGGAUGCUAUUAGCGAUGCGUAUGCAUCCUCUGAUCGUUAUGCAAGAGGACCUCCAGCUGCCCAUUACGAUGAAGUUGAUCCAUAUGGACGUUCUGCUCGGUACAGGGAGCUUCCGCCUCAUCGUAUGCCACAAUAUGAGGAUGACAGGCGCCUGCGGCCCGCCAGGGAGGUUAUUGUGCAGAGAGUAGAACCUGUGGGAAGAGGUGAUGAAUGGAACGAUCCUUGGAUGAGAUCAAAAUCUCCUGGGGGUAGAGGCUCCUCCCGCGAUAGGGGCGAUAAGAGGCGUAGGGACCGGCGCAGUUACAGCAGCAAUUCAUCGUAUUCAAGCUCAAGCAGUUCACAAAGCGAUUCAAGUUCCGAUUCCAGUCGUUCAUUAAGUUCACGUGACCACCAUAGACGUCGAUACGCCAGCAACUCCCACAAAUCACCACCGCCAUCGUCACGCAGGCCUGGAGGCAGAUCUCUGAGAUCGCCAUCUCCACCACCCAGACGUUCAAGACGCACUCCAACUAUUGAUGAACUCAAUAAUGAUAUUACGGAAUUGAAAUCGAAUAUCGUCGACAAAGAGAAAAGUUUCCUAAAAGGUCUACACCACUCGCCAUCAUCUAAGCGAAGAACAAAUACUUCGAUAUCGCCAGUGUAUAACAGAGGCAGUGCAUACAGUCCGGUGCAUAAGAAAAAACGAGUGUCGCCGGUUGUGAAAAAAGCACAUGCAAGUCGAGCCAAGGUGCGUCGUCGCCAUUCAUCUUCCUCCUCAGAUUCUGUUUCUUUAGAUUCUACAGCUUCCGAUUCAGAAUCCGAUACAGGCUCAUCCUCAUCUGGAAGCUCUUCUAGAUCCAGGGAAAACACACCUCCCAAACGUUCGCGCGUAGUUGAUAAAGCAAAUACAAACGAGCGCAAGGGAGUCAAAAAGGUGGAUCCACCGAAAAAAAGAUCACCCAUAACCAUAGAACUAAGGAAGCCUGCCGCCGUGGGUGUUUCCGCUCUUGCGUCGCCGACUCAUUCAUCCACAUCGGAAAGGGAUUCUAAGAAAUCCAGACGCGAGGAACUCUUGAAGCAAUUACGUGCAGUUGAGGAUGCAAUUGCAAAAAAAAGAUCAAAACUUGCUUAAGAGAAAAGAAGAAAGGGAAGAGAGUCGUCGACAUCAAAUUAUUCCAACCGCAGAAGCAUGCGCAUACUUUUUGCAAAUGCGCAUACAAAUACAUACAUAUAUAUAUUUUUUCCAAUUUAAGCCACAUUGACUAAAUAAUAAAAUAAAGUUACAAUAAGAGCUAUUA
Messenger RNA from Stomoxys calcitrans (stable fly), 3236 nucleotides. Its product is annotated as zinc finger CCCH domain-containing protein 18. The transcript has 9 exons. The record is from RefSeq and is a predicted model, not a curated record. Bases 470 to 3070 code for a protein of 866 amino acids. Lineage: Eukaryota; Metazoa; Arthropoda; Insecta; Diptera; Muscidae. Gene Ontology annotation, molecular function: metal ion binding.